ACUCAGAUUGGAAAAGGCUAAGCAAAGAGCUUUGCUAAAUAGAGAGUUUUAGCCCCCAUCUUUUGGGAUUUCAGACGAUAUUUAUCCAAAUAGUAUUUUCUCAUCCUGAAUACUAAAUUGAGAUGAUUUUGUUUUCUUCUUUACAGGCCAGCACCUCACAUGCUACCAGCAGAUUACCUGUGAUGACAGAUUCUGCAUGUCAGACUGACCCACCCAAGUACCGUACUGUUCGUACACAGCUAUCCUCGAGGACUCUUGGUUCACAUCGAAGUACAGCUGUCCAGGCUAAAAUUCCCUGCAGAAGCGUUGGUGUCGAAACACUUCCGUUGGAAGUGCCAGUGCCCUUUUUAACAUCCACCCCCUUAAAGAGACCACCAAAGAGGCCCCGUGUGGAUCUUGAAGAGGAAUACGAAGAUCCAUUUGAGGGAAGCUCUUCUUUGGUGUUUUCCGAAGGCCAGGAUGCAACUUAUGAUCCAGCAGAAUCCAUAACAAAUGCUACAGAAACAACAGCCAUGUCUGGUCAAGAACAAAACCCCCCCCCAGACGAUCAACACAUACAUCGUGUAUGAGACCUGCCUCAUGGAGCUUUUUGAAUCAUGUCCUGUGUGCAAGCGUGUGUGUGAUGUACAAACCAGAAGGAUCGGUACAUUCAUAUCAGUGCAGCAGCUGUGCCCCCAUUGUCAGUUUACAAGAAACUGGAAUAGCCAGCCUGUUCUUGGGAGUACUCCAGUUGGAAACCUGCAGCUAUCAGUUGCAACAUAUGUCAACGGAGCAUCUUUCUACAAACUUUCAAAGGUCUUCAAAGCCAUGAAUAUGCAGCUAUGCAAAUACAACACCUUCCGAAGGCAUGCCAGGAUGUUCAUUGAGCCAGCGAUGGUUUCUUACUGGCAAAAAUCACAGGAAGGCAUGCUACAGAAGCUCCAUGCAGAGGAGAAAGUGAUAGUUGGUGGUGAUAUGAGGGCUGACUCCCCAGGCCACUCUGCAAAGUUCGGAAGCUACACUAUGAUGGACCUGAAGAACAACAAAGUCGUUGACCUCCAGUUGGUUCAGAGCAAUGAGGUUGGUGGAAGCUACCACAUGGAGUUAGAGGGCCUGAAAAGGAGUCUGGAGUUGUUAAAGGAACGUGGUGUGACUCUGGACUGUAUUGUCACGGACAGACAUCUGCAAAUUCAGAAAUUCCUAAGGGAAAGCAGCAUCACCCAAUUCUUUGAUGUGUGGCACAUAGAAAAAGGGAUUUCUAAGCAACUGGAGAAGGCUGCAAAAAAGAAGGACUGCGAAAAACUUCGAGGGUGGGUGAAGAGUAUAAGAAACCACAUAUACUGGACUGCAGCAACCUCCACCACCGGGCCUGAGAGAGUGGCCAAAUGGACUUCCAUCCUGAACCACGUGCAGGAUAUCCACUCUCAUGAUGACCCCCUGUUCCCCAAGUGCCUUCAUCCACUGCGCAUUGCGCAAUACCAAUGGAUGGCUGCAGGAACGCCGGCCUUUCACAAGCUGGAGACAAUUCUCUCAACCAAGAGGAUUUUGAAAGCUGUGGCCAAACUCAGCCCACACCACCAGACUUCAUCUUUGGAGUCAUUCCAUGCCGUCAUCCUGCGCUUUGCUCCAAAUAAUGUUGUGUUUCCAUUUCUUGGAAUGUUGUGCAGGUAA
Molecule: messenger RNA, 1650 nt
Organism: Gymnodraco acuticeps
Lineage: Eukaryota; Metazoa; Chordata; Actinopteri; Perciformes; Bathydraconidae
Exons: 8
Coding region: 493-1650 (385 amino acids)
Source: RefSeq, a predicted model, not a curated record